Messenger RNA from Prunus armeniaca (apricot), 315 nucleotides. The record is from the annotation of a GenBank genome assembly. Lineage: Eukaryota; Viridiplantae; Streptophyta; Magnoliopsida; Rosales; Rosaceae.
AUGAAAAAAAAACAUUCAAACUUGGAGGAGAGGGAUGGAUCUGCAGCAAGACACUCAAGAGCAUGCAAAGCUUUUGAAAAAUCAUUCAACGCAGGAAUUAAAAAACAAAACAAAGCUGCUCCAAGCACAGCAUCGCAACAAAGAAAAGGAGGUUGCUGGGUUGUUGAGGCAUUUAUUCGAACAGGUGGUGGGCACCUCCAAGGUAGAGCUGAGGGGCAAACUCCGGCGACUUCAAAGCUUUUUCCGGCGAGGGGAGGUGCAGCUGCACCUCCUUGCGCCUCUGUGGAUCCGCCAGUGUGUAUAGGUCAUAAGUAA